Messenger RNA from Cuculus canorus (common cuckoo), 2916 nucleotides. It is a transcript of the gene ARCN1, whose product is annotated as archain 1. Gene Ontology annotation, biological process: retrograde vesicle-mediated transport, Golgi to endoplasmic reticulum; Golgi localization; endoplasmic reticulum to Golgi vesicle-mediated transport. NCBI's taxonomy places the organism in Eukaryota, Metazoa, Chordata, Aves, Cuculiformes, Cuculidae. The record is from RefSeq and is a predicted model, not a curated record. Gene Ontology annotation, cellular component: COPI vesicle coat; cytosol. The coding region runs from base 119 to 1651 and encodes 510 amino acids. The transcript has 10 exons.
CCGCCCCCGACGAGCGUGCCGCGCGUGACGUCACUUCCGGGUGCGGACGUGGCGCCGCCAUCUUGUGGGGCUGCCCGAGGGACGCGCAGCCAGCGCCGGGCCCCGCGCCGCCGCCAGCAUGGUGCUGUUGGCGGCAGCCGUCUGCACAAAGGCGGGAAAGGCCAUCGUCUCCCGGCAGUUCGUGGAGAUGACCCGGACCCGCAUCGAGGGGCUGCUGGCGGCGUUCCCGAAGCUGAUGAACACAGGGAAGCAGCACACUUUUGUUGAGACGGAGAGCGUGCGGUACGUCUACCAGCCGAUGGAGAAGCUCUACAUGGUGCUGAUCACCACCAAGAACAGCAACAUCCUGGAAGACCUGGAAACACUCCGACUCUUCUCCAGAGUGAUCCCUGAAUAUUGCCGAGCUCUGGAGGAGAACGAGAUCUCCGACCACUGCUUCGACCUGAUUUUUGCCUUUGAUGAAAUCGUUGCCCUGGGCUACCGUGAGAAUGUUAACCUGGCACAAAUCCGGACCUUCACGGAGAUGGAAUCUCAUGAAGAAAAGGUGUUCCGAGCCGUGCGAGAGACUCAGGAGCGCGAAGCAAAAGCUGAGAUGCGCCGCAAAGCGAAGGAGUUACAGCAGGCCAGGAGGGAUGCAGAGAGACAGGGCAAAAAGGCACCUGGAUUUGGUGGCUUUGGUAGCUCGGCUGUGUCUGGAGGCAUAACGGCAGCAAUGAUCACGGAGACCAUCAUCGAAACGGAAAAGCCCAAGGUGGCACCGGCGCCUGCCAGGCCCUCAGGUCCCAGUAAGGCUCUGAAACUCGGCGCAAAGGGGAAGGAGGUGGACAACUUUGUGGACAAACUGAAAUCAGAAGGAGAAAACAUCAUGACUUCUGUAGGCAAGCGCUCUACUGAAGCAGCCAAGGUUCUUGCUCCUCCAGUUAACGUGGAGAGCGUGCACAUGAAAAUAGAAGAGAAAAUCUCUCUGACUUGUGGCCGUGAUGGAGGGCUGCAGAACAUGGAGCUGCACGGCAUGAUCAUGCUGCACAUUUCCGACGAGAAGUUUGCACGGAUUCGCCUGCACUUAGAAAAUGAGGACAAACGAGGAGUGCAGCUACAGACUCACCCAAAUGUGGACAAGAAACUCUUCACUGCAGAGUCGCAGAUUGGUUUGAAGAACCCGGAGAAGUCAUUCCCUAUUAACAGUGACGUGGGUGUGCUGAAAUGGAGGUUGCAGACCACGGAAGAGUCUUUCAUUCCAUUGACAAUUAACUGCUGGCCCUCAGAAAGCGGGAACAGCUGUGACGUUAACAUCGAGUAUGAGUUGCAAGAGGAGAGCCUAGAGCUGAAUGACGUGGUCAUCACCAUCCCCCUGCCGUCUGGCGUUGGUGCCCCAGUGAUCGGGGAGAUCGAUGGCGAGUACCGCCACGACAGCCGGAGAAACCUCCUAGAGUGGUGCCUGCCAAUGAUAGAUGCCAAAAACAAGAGCGGCAGCCUGGAGUUCAGCAUAGCAGGACAGCCAAACGACUUCUUCCCUGUGCAAGUCUCCUUCGUCUCCAAAAAGAACUAUUGCAACAUACAGGUGACCAAAGUGACCCAGGUAGACGGGAACAGCCCAGUGAGGUUUUCCACUGAGACCACCUUCCUGGUGGACAAGUAUGAGAUCCUGUAACACAGCCGGGGGAGCCACAAAGGAAGAAAUUUUUAAAUUUAACAAAAAAAAACAUAAAAAGAGGCCGCAGUUUAUUCUGAAUGUCGGGAACGCCACAGCCCCCUCUGCCCUGGCAUGGGCUCUGUGCCACCUGCAGCCUUCCUGGGUCAUGGACAGUCUUGGCAGAGAAGUGACCUGCUCGGGGCAGGGAAAGGCUACCCAUUUCUUUGGCAGAUUUUUACUGGUGGGCAGAAAAGCAAGAUCUCCACAGAGAACCUGGCUCGGACCCAUCCCUUCCUCCCCUGAAGACACCUGGAGCUCAGCCCCAGCAUCUGUCAGCCAUCGUUUCCUCCCGUUCUGAGGCAUCGCGUGCUGUACCAUUGUUGGUUCUGCCAUUCUAAUUCCUCCUCGGCCUUCAGCUCUUGGUUCUGUCGGUGAAAGCAGGCAUUAAGAUAGCAGGGAGAUGCCUCCCUUCUCUGGACCUUCUGUCUGGUAGAGGUGGAGCAAGCUGGCCUCGGUGUCAGAGCUGGGUGUGGGGUGGGAAGGGAGAUUCAGCUUUAGUCCUUUUCUCUACACUUAUGCUGUCUCUCCACCUCUCUGGCUCCAAGAGAGCUCUGAGGUAGCACAGGCUGUGGCUCCAAAUGCUCGGGUGGGAGGGAGAACAUUUUGUCCUGGUUAUGGGCUCUCUGUCCUGGGCUUUGGAGGAGGUUUAAGUGGGUACAGACUGGGUGUGUGUGUCCUUCCCUGGGCCUUCUUGGUGCUCUCAGAGGUUCCUGGCUUUGCCUGCAAGCAGCCGUGGAGAUUGACUUGUCCCAAACCAGCCCUCUUUCUCAGUGCUUGAGAAUGGACCAGAAGGAAGUGCUGUUUUUUAGGAAGGGGCUGGGGAGAAAUUGAUCCAAAAAGGAGCAACAGUGGUGUAGCAUCUGCUCUCCUGGAGCUGUUCCUUCUCCUGCCCUGGUGGCACAGGCUGUGCUGCCUUCAGAGCUCAUCUCCCCUGCGUGGCUCUGGGCUCAUCUCUGGCAGUUCUGCCGUGGGCUCCGAGCACGCAGGUGGGAAGGAAACGCCCCAAACCCGUGUCCCGGGAGAGCAUCCCUGCCUUCCGUGGGUCCUCUGCCAAAGCAGUCCGUGGUCUCUCUGCCAGCGGCACUCCCUUGGCACUGGAUCCCGUUCCCUCUUCCCUGCUCACUCCGUCGCGGCCGAGAGCCGCCAGCCUGGGUGAUGUGUAAGGGAGCCGAGGUUGGCUCCAGCAUCCCGGGAGCUUUUCUUUCCCUGCGUUGGCUGGAGGG